Messenger RNA from Nannospalax galili (Upper Galilee mountains blind mole rat), 3253 nucleotides. RefSeq names its product N(alpha)-acetyltransferase 40, NatD catalytic subunit (gene Naa40). The transcript is spliced from 8 exons. The coding region runs from base 267 to 980 and encodes 237 amino acids. NCBI's taxonomy places the organism in Eukaryota, Metazoa, Chordata, Mammalia, Rodentia, Spalacidae. Gene Ontology annotation, molecular function: protein N-terminal-serine acetyltransferase activity; histone H2A acetyltransferase activity; histone H4 acetyltransferase activity. The record is from RefSeq and is a predicted model, not a curated record. Gene Ontology annotation, cellular component: nucleus.
UCCGCCGCGCCUCCCGCCUUUCUAGUCUCAGACCCUCGGCUGGUCCGGCGGGCGCUCUACCUGCGCGCCUUGGCGGGGGCCGCCCACCCUGUCCGGUUCUGCGCCGGCGCGGGGACCGCCAGGGCGCGCGGGGGAGCCGCGAGGCGCAUGCGCAGUGCACGGCCCGCCGCUCCGCUGUCCCUGCCUGCCUCAGCCGCCGCCGUUGCCGCCUCCCAACCGGCAAGUGCGGGAAGGAGCAGUCGAGGGUCGCUGCCGCCGCCGUUACCAUGGGGAGAAAGUCCAGCAAGGCAAAGGAGAAGAAGCAGAAGCGGCUGGAGGAGCGAGCGGCCAUGGAUGCUGUCUGCGCCAAAGUGGACGCUGCCAACAGGCUUGGAGACCCUCUGGAGGCGUUCCCAGUAUUCAAGAAGUACGACAGAAAUGGGUUGAAUGUCUCCAUUGAAUGUAAGCGAGUGUCUGGACUGGAGCCAGCCACUGUGGAUUGGGCCUUCGACCUGACCAAAACCAAUAUGCAGACCAUGUAUGAGCAGAGUGAGUGGGGAUGGAAGGACCGAGAGAAACGAGAAGAAAUGAUGGAUGACCGAGCCUGGUACCUCAUUGCUUGGGAAGACAGUUCCAUCCCGGUCGCCUUUUCCCACUUCCGGUUUGACGUGGAGUGUGGGGAUGAAGUCCUAUACUGCUAUGAAGUACAGUUGGAAAACAAGGUGCGGCGGAAAGGCCUGGGCAAGUUCCUCAUUCAGAUCCUGCAGCUGAUGGCCAACAGCACACAGAUGAAGAAGGUGAUGUUAACCGUAUUUAAACACAAUCAUGGCGCUUACCAGUUCUUCCGAGAAGCUCUGCAAUUUGAAAUUGAUGACUCUUCCCCCAGCAUGUCUGGUUGCUGUGGGGAGGACUGCUCCUACGAGAUCCUGAGCCGGAGGACCAAGUUUGGGGACAGCCAGCACGCGCACACAGGCGGGCACUGUGGUGGCUGCUGCCACUGAACUCUCAGAACCACCUGCAAGCUAAAGCACUCUCCUCAGGCCUGUCCUCUCCCUUGGUCUUAUACCACUUGCCAGGUGCACCCAGAGCUGUGGGCUCCUCAGCCCUGUAUAUGCCAGGCACACCUGAGAGCACAGAACCCUGGGGAGCAGUGGUCUCAGCUACUGUUCACCUCUUGCUAGAAGCGCAGAGUGCCAGGGGGACACAGGAGAGGAGACUGACAGGACAGCCACCAAGCCCGUCCUCACACAGCAGCUGCCUCCUCACUAGGCUUUUGGGCCCUGGAAUGGAAGUUUCCCCACUUCUCUGCAGCUGAUUCCUGACAGGUCCCCUCACUAUGCCCCUGUCUGGUUAAGUAGAAUGUUUAUAUCUGCCUUUGUAAAAGACCUGGAGUCCUAUCUGUAGUCUGCUGGUCCCUAGAAGGACUGGACUCAUGACCAAGUGCUCUCUCAGAGACCAUGUAGCCCUUUGAUGCCAAGAUGCAGAGGGGUUCUCCAGCCGUGUUCUUACAUGUCCAGAGUGGCAUCGUCCCAGGGGAUCAGCCAACUUCAGGAGGGAGGCUGCCUCUCCAUUGCUGUCAGUGAGGGGCUGAGAGGACCAGCAGGAGGCAUCCUGAGGGUCUGCCCUGGGGACACUGCUUCUCUGGGCCUUUGGACUUUGCUGUAUUCCCAUACCCAAGAAGUCGUCACAGGUCCUGCCUGUUCUCUCCGUUCCUCAGCCUCUCCCCACCUCUCACCUCAGCUCAGAUACCUCUGUUCUUAGUCUCAAGGGGAAGUAACAUCAGGGAGCCCCUCGUCUUCCCCCAGAAGGUCCCCUCCUUCCUGGUACGGUUAAUGCCAUUUUGUCUCACUCCUGGUGCUGAUAACUCUGAAGGUGGGGUACAUCCUGCCGUCAGAGGAGCCCCGCCAGCAGCAGGCCCCUCUGCCUGCACUCCCCAGCCCCGCCCCUCACCGCCUCAGUGAGGUGCUGGUGCCACUAUCCUGGCCCAACUGGGCUGCGUCAGGAAUGCACUUCAGAGGCCCAAAGCUGCUUUUCUGUCCUUGGUGUCCCCUGUGGCAGCAGACUUGAACAGAGAGAGUGCCUUCCUGUUCUCAGAAGAUGAAGAGAAUGUGGCCUCAGAGCUUUGGUCACCCUGGUCUCUGGGCCUUGUUCCUCUUUCAGGAAAGCGAAACCAAAUCCUCAUGAAAACUUGCCACCUCCCAUCGGCAUCCUUGAGCAGGGAUGUUUGUUUUUGUGCAAGUGCUUUUCUGAGAGUCUCUGAGUCUCUGUCCCCCUGACCUCAGUUUGCUCAACCCACCCACCGUGCUGACUCAGGCUGUCUGUCCUGGCAAAUUUUCCCAGAGCAGUCCUCAUUUCUUACCCAGAUUCUUGCUUGCACAGUGGCCUAGGCACAUGGGGCCUUUCUUGUCCUGUCUGGCCUCUGCCCAGCACCCUGUGCUGUUGACCGCGUGAGCCUUGUUACUGGGCACUCCUUGGAGAGGGCCUUGCAGCUUUACACUGGAAUAGGUCUACCUUUGCCCCUCACCUGCUGGGUCUUGGGGGAUCUAACACUCUGGGGAAGCUGCCCAGGGGGCUUGGUAGGCUCCUUAAGGGUCAUGAAACAGCAGGAGCAUGCCUUGGAAGACUUACUCCUUUCCCCAUCUCAAAGGACCUGACAACUGUUGUCUUAGAUCAUGGAUUUCUGAUACCUCCCACUCAGGGGACCCCAAGGAACCCCAGUGUGAACCCAUGUGAGGUGAGUGUGUUGUCACUUUCCAGUCACUGGACGCUGGGCACCAGGACGACCACGGCACUCAGUGCCAUGCUCUCCUCCCUCACCCUCUGCAGGCUGUUCCCAAAAGGCCCUUCAGGAUCUCCCUGGACCAGAGGGGCACUGGCCAGACCAGCAGAUCACUCCCAUGGGUGUUGAGCCCAAUGAUUCAUCAGUCAUCUGCCUUCCUCCACUGCCCUCAUCUUGGUUUUGAGAAACAGCCAGGCUUACCGUAUCAGGCUUUGUUUUUCGUUCGGGGCGUGUUAAAAUUCUGUUUUAAGAGUUUCCUUUUGGUUGUGCCUACCCCAUUUCAGGCUAUUUUUGUUGGUGUCAAAUGUGCACAUGUGUAUGUAUUGUUCAUUUUUAACCCUUUCUGGGGCUUUUUUUUUUUUUUUGAGGCAAGUUGGAAGAUAAUUUCUUUUAUGUAUUUUUUUUCUUUAGCAACUUGUUAUCACUGGAAUCAAAGGGGAAGAGUGAUCUCUGCACCAGUGGUGUUUGUAUGUCACUAAUAAAAGACACUUUCUU